UCGGGUUUGUUAAUUAUUUCUCUUUCGCUCCGUAUUUAUUUAAUACGAGCAGUGACAGUUCACUUUCUUAUAUAUUAUUAUGUCUGUCAUAGUGAAUUGUUGUUAAUUUUUAGCCGUUUAUUUUAGAAGAAUGUAAGCAAAGUGUUAAAUGCUCUCCACAUGCGGCUUCGCUCGUACUUCGUGGAUUUUAUUAGAAGAGGCAAUAUGAUAUUUAAAAAUCAUAAUAACAUCGGCUGUGGGCUGCCCAGGGCUGUAUCACUUGUAUCUCUAUAGUCCUUUCAUGGGCAAGCAGCGACUGGUGCUUUAUAAUACAUAAUUGCCCCGCGUUUUCUCGCGUCCGCGGCACUUUUAGUCAUUUUUUCGAAAGCCAGUAUAAAAGCAUUUAUAUCACCCUUUCACACUUAUUGCUCGAAUGACUGUCUGAGAAAAAUGUAUCGGGAAAUUGCUCUGGUCGCCCUUUUGUCGAGUGCUCGUGCCGCCAUAUUGGACGGGGAUAUAGAUUUGACAGAUGGCAUAACGCUGGUCGGUGUACCAGUUUCGAAUAGUCUGGAAGAUGAGGGGCGCUCCAUGGGAGACUCGCCCUUGUACCGAAUGGCUAAAUUCCUGCAGGGGCAUGAGUUGCACGUGAAGCUGCCCAACUUGAUCGAGAAGGACAAGAUCAGCCAGCUGCUCGCGGAGUCUUUGAAGGUUGUUGAUGAGUAUAAGGAAAAUAACGUUACCGGUCGACGUAAAGGUGGUGGGGGUGGUUCCUUGGCCCUUCUAGGACUUAUGUUCGCUAAGACGAUUGGAGCUGCUGGCAUCGGUGGUCUUGGGCUACUCACUAUGAAGGCUCUUGCAGUAUCCGCAUUAGCUCUUAUGCUAUCUGCGAUCGUGGGCGUCAAGAAACUCACGGCACAUGACGAUCACGACGACCACCAAGUUAUAUACGCGGGUCACGGUCACCACCGGCGGCGGAGGGAGCUGCACACUCCCCUACCGUAUAGAGGGUGGACUGAAUAUCAAAAUUGAAUUAAAUGUUAAGUUAUUUAUUUAUUUAUUUGUAAAUAAAGUUGUUUGGUAUACA
Messenger RNA from Zerene cesonia (dogface butterfly), 1063 nucleotides. RefSeq lists its product as uncharacterized. Bases 430 to 1008 code for a protein of 192 amino acids. The record is from RefSeq and is a predicted model, not a curated record. The transcript is spliced from 5 exons. NCBI's taxonomy places the organism in Eukaryota, Metazoa, Arthropoda, Insecta, Lepidoptera, Pieridae.